This is a messenger RNA of Neohortaea acidophila, 878 nucleotides long. RefSeq lists its product as uncharacterized. Lineage: Eukaryota; Fungi; Ascomycota; Dothideomycetes; Mycosphaerellales; Teratosphaeriaceae. The record is from RefSeq and is a predicted model, not a curated record. The transcript has a single exon. Bases 154 to 741 code for a protein of 195 amino acids.
CGUGAGGUUGCAAGACAUCCAUCGAUCUGCGUGCGCAUCUUUCCCUGUUCCUCUGGGAGUCAGGUGACCAUCUCGGAAAGCGCAGCCUGAUCAGCGGGAAAGUGUGGCGAAGGCCGGCCACGAAUUCCUUGGCAGCCUUGGGGGCGUUGACUCAUGCCCGCCCAGUUGACUCCAGACCCUCACGCCACACAGGUUUUCCGAGAACAUGAUUCACAAUGUGUCGUGUGCGCGGCAACGGCGAUGUCGGCGUUUGGGGACACAUAUGACUUGGUUGCCUGGGUGUAUAACACGAACAAGUCAUCUUUCUUCUUUUCUUCUUCAUUCUUGCAUCUUUCUUACAUUCCGUCUUGCAAUACCCAUCUCUUAUCUCCUUCAUCAUGGUUCCAAGUACUUCCAAUAUGGGCCAGCGAAGUAAUCGCAAACGAACGCGCCAUCGACCUCGUCGGCCGAGGAUGUACGAUACGGCUUCUUCACUUCCCCCUCCUCUUUCUUCGGCGCAACUCCCUCCGGCCUACGCCACAUCUCAGCGCAGGAAUGUUUGCUGCUGCUCGGCGUCGCCACUAUCAAGAACGUCGAGCAGCGACGUGCCGCCAUUCCCUCACCAAAGAACCGACAUACCCACGCCAACGGCUUCGAACUCGACACAGAGCGAAAAUGCAGCCACCAGAGACCUGCGGGUGUUUGGGGGCAGCGACGAGGAUGAGUCAAGUUCGGCGGACGCCCUUCGGGGCUGCAUGCUAGAUGUUGUGCUGCAUCUUUUCAACGGCGUGGAUUACGAUGAUGAAACGUUUUGAUUACAUGUAGCGGGCGCAUCUCAUCUCAUCAACAUCAUCGUUCAACCUCAUGAGAUUCUGGAUAUAGAUAGACUGAACAUCACA